Botrytis porri is the source of this 901-nucleotide messenger RNA. RefSeq lists its product as uncharacterized. The record is from RefSeq and is a predicted model, not a curated record. The transcript has 4 exons. The coding region runs from base 481 to 726 and encodes 81 amino acids. NCBI's taxonomy places the organism in Eukaryota, Fungi, Ascomycota, Leotiomycetes, Helotiales, Sclerotiniaceae.
GCUUCCGAUCAAACGCCAGUGGGGUAUGGCUAUCGAGAGGAGAUGCACAACAUCAAGCCAGUGCUGCUCAGUCUCGAGCAAUAUAUUCAGCUACCACGAAAGCUGGAUUGUUUUCUCGACUGUAAAGAGGGAGUUGCAUAUGUUGUCUAUCAUUUGAUCUAUUUGUGUUCUCACAAAUGAUUAUCACUUUCCGCUUCCUCGUUUCUAGGUACCUUGGCAGCACAAACCCCUCAUUGCUCCCAGCAACAACAUCUGAGUAUCGUACUCGUCCUCUGUAUCUGGUAUAUCCCUGAGGUAAUCCCCAGUAAUCCCCAAUUUCUACAUGCUACACUAUACUCACGCUAUCAUUUACCUAUAUAUGAAAUUGCCCGCCUAUUCAUUAACUUGGUUCAUCCUAUCCUCAUCGCAGCUCAUUCACUCUCCUCCAGCUCGGCUAAGCAUUUUCAAGAAAACAAACUUAAAGGAAUAAAAUUCAUCACCAUGUUUCGCACAAUCGACAAUAUUGCGACAGGAACUAAUCCAGAAGAUCGAGUCAAAAAACUCGAGGCACAAGUCGCACAGCUUCAGAAGACGGUAGAAGACCUACAAAAGCGUGUGGUAGAGAUGGAGAAAUCUGGGGAUGUGGAUGAACUUGAUCUCAUGAAGAUCCUCGAACAGGCAGGCUUUGAUACAAACGUACCUGAGCCUUCUGCUGAAAAUCCAGAAGAACUUCAGAUGGAAAAAUGAUUGGUUUCUUCACUUGAACGUCUGGUUCAGGAGCCUAAUGAGAGGCAUAAGGAUGUACAUCAGGUUGGACCUUUGGCCUCCCCUGUACACAUUCAUCAGUUAUUAAAAGAGUAGCUCUUUGUCUAUGUGCAUGAUGAAGCAGGCUAUUCGAGAACCAAUUUGAAGGAAUUUAUGC